GACAAUGACAUUCACAGUUUGGCUGGAGGCUUGUAUCAGCAGCAGUCAUGCCUUGAACCGCCAAAUGGACACAGUAGCCUGGAGCUGGUACGUUCACCGUUUGCUGGAGCUCGAUUCAUAUUCUCUCUCAUUUGCGACUUUCAGGUUGAAUGCAAUCUUGAAGAGGAGCACAUUGAGGCAUUAGACCUUACAGUGCAAAAGGUGUGCCAGAAAGAAGAAUCAGCCACACCAUGCUUCAUAACACCAGCAGGAAAUUUGCCAUGCCUAUCGCACCGUGCUGCAGGACCAGACUCUAGGGUUUGCUUUUUUGGGGGAUUCGACACAGUUUCCUUAACACCCGGUGCAGUGAGAGAUCUCUGUGGCGUUUCAGACAAUGUUUUCUCGCUCCUGUUAAGUCUCCUGCCUCACACGAGAGAUAAGGGUACUGAUGUCAGCCUUCCGAACAAACUUUUAAUAUUUCUAUUCAAAAUGAAGCACGGAGUGCCUUUUAGUGCAAUUGCAGUAACUUUUGGCAUUCAUGAAACAACAGCAGCACGAACGUUUCAUGCAGUUCUGGGCACGCUUGCGGGUGCUACAAGAAAGUGGAUAUAUAAGCCACAUAUGCAAGUGAUACGGGAUACACGUCCAGAGUGUUUUAAGGUCAACUAUCCUGACUGCACACUCAUUGUCGAUUGCACUGAAGUGCGCACAGAAACACCAUCAGAGGUGAGGCAACAACAUGUCCUCUACUCCACGUACAAAAGUGGCUUUACAUUGAAAUUUUUAGUUGCGAUUGCCCCCUCUGGCCUCAUUGUAUUCAAGUCCAAAUCCUAUGGUGGGCGUUGCUCAGACACACAAAUCGUGCUGGAAUCAGGAUUCCUUGAAAUAAUUGGUCAGCAUGAUGUUAUUCUUGCUGAUAAGGGUUUUCCUGGAAUACUAGCAGGUGUAGCAGGUAAAAGUGCCGUACUGAUUAUGCCACCAUUCUCAACUGGCAACCAGCCUUUCUCACCUGCAGAACUGCAAGAAACAUACAAUGUUGCUCAAGUGCGCGUGCAUGUAGAGAGAGUGAUACAGCGCAUAAAAACUCAUGGAAUUUUGGAGCACCGUAUUCCUGUCAGUUUGAUUCCUGCCAUGAGUGAAAUUUUUCAUAUGUGCUGCAUUUUGGCAAAUCUGCAAAGCCCAAUAAUUCAAAGCAACACAAAGUAAGG
This is a messenger RNA of Dermacentor albipictus, 1187 nucleotides long. Lineage: Eukaryota; Metazoa; Arthropoda; Arachnida; Ixodida; Ixodidae. The record is from RefSeq and is a predicted model, not a curated record.